Molecule: messenger RNA, 3945 nt
Organism: Phascolarctos cinereus (koala)
Lineage: Eukaryota; Metazoa; Chordata; Mammalia; Diprotodontia; Phascolarctidae
Gene: KAT8
Product: lysine acetyltransferase 8
Biological process (GO): regulation of DNA-templated transcription
Cellular component (GO): NuA4 histone acetyltransferase complex; NSL complex; MSL complex
Molecular function (GO): histone H4K16 acetyltransferase activity
Source: RefSeq, a predicted model, not a curated record
UUCCCAGGACAAAGCUGUGAGGGUCACCUUGGCUCUUCCCCCUUGUCCACAGACAGGUACGCCUGGCUGGGGGUGGGGCACACUUUCCUUUUUGAGGAGAUCUAUGGGGAUAGCAACCAUCCAUUUCAUAGGAUUUAGAGCUGGUAAAAACCUUAGAGAUCACCUAGACCAAACCCCUUCAUUUUACAAAUGACAGGAUUGAAGCUCAGGAAAUAGUGACUUGUCUAAGGCCACUUGGGGUAACAAGUAGCAGAGAGAUUUGUACUCUUCUCUGAUUUGAAAUCUUGUUCUUUCAACAACAUCCUCUCUCCUGGGCUUUUCUCCUGUCAUAACUAAGAAAUCCUCCCCGGGAGUUCUAACCCUAAUUCUGGGGGUCUUCUGUCUUUUUGCUAGUUCCCUUGUGGGGCCAGAGGCCUGUUAGAAGUGAGAAGGAAUGUCUGGUGAGAUCUUCAGUUUAUCUCUUCUAAAAUGGGAAUAAUUGUCAAUUAUGAUAUCCUCAGGUUCCUCUUAUUCUCCGCAAGGCUCUUUAUUCUAUUUCCUUUCCACUGUUCAAAAUUAAUGAGGUCACAGGGGGCCACCUGACAUUCUGAUCCCAGGUGGCUGUUAAAAAUACUUGUCCUCGGCUGGGUUGUGACACCCUGGUUGGCCUCCUGCCUGUCCUUAUGAGUCCUGGCCAGCAGGCUUCUGGCUGCAGGGUACUUGGGAAUUUGGGCCAGAAGAUAGGAAGAAGGAAGAUGUAAGGGACAGCAGGGAAAACUAGGAUAGAAGUGGCAAGGAGGCUGGAUUUUAAAUGAGACACUCAUAAGUAAGGAGGAAAUGUGGCAGAUGUAAUGUUAUUCUCCCCCUUGAAAAAUCCCUUGAUGUGUCAAGUCUAGACAGGUGGAAUUCCCUGCUUCCUAUCUCUAGGUUUUAUUGGCUCAUUAAUGACAGCUAAUUCAGUCCCUAGUCACCCUGAGUGUAAACACACAGCCACACAGCCCCACCCUCUCAUAACUUUGACGUGUCUUUCUUUCUCUCAGGAGGAUGUUCAGAGGGAAUCCUGACCCAUAGUUCAGGUGACCAGAACUCCAGAAAGUCAUUCACUACCUUCUAUCUAUCCUUCUAUGAACUUCUCCCUUCCCCUCCUCCAAAUUCUAUGAAUUCAGCUCAUUACUAAGGCUUCCCAAAAGAGGAGGCCUUGAGAACUUUAGGGAGUGGGGAAGAAAAGACCAAAGUGCCUUGCUUUGAACUGUCCAAAUACAUAGUAUGUAUUUGAGCUAUAUGGUCUAACUCCCUUGUUCUUAGAAGACCAGCCACAAGAGAGUUACCCAGGACCACACACACACCUAGUCCUUGAGAUUAACCCUCCUCAGGCUUGUUCAGAUACUUGAAAUACUGUCAAGUUGAGGGGGCUUGUUGGCAGUUCAGGGGUGGAGGGUUAUAGACCAGGGGUUCUUAAACUGGAGUUCACAGAUGAAUUUGUGGGCCAGGAAUGUGGCUGUGAACUUGGGCAGGAAAAAAACUACGACUUUAAUUUCUUCUUUAGCGCUAUGUAAUUUGUUUUAAACGUGUAAGAAAAUUCUGAGGAGAGGUCCCUAGGUUCUAAGGCCUCCUCAUUCAAGCCUCCCUUUCUUUUCAGCUGUCCACAGCAAUGUCUGAACUCUAAUUUUCACAACCUCUUAAGAUCUUUGGGAGCUGAACUGGCACCACCCUAGAGGCAGCGUGGUGUCCUGGCAAGAGGUCUGGGCUUGGAUUUAGAGUAAUACCAGCUCUGUCUCUUGUUUAGCUGUGGGACCUUGGAUCAGUUGCUUCACCUCUCUAGAGCCUCGGCCUCUGCAUCUGUAAAAUGGGGACAAUCGUUCUUGCACGACCUAUCUCCCAGGGUGGUAGACAGCAACGCAUUUUGUAAACCAUGAAAAUAGCGAAGGUCAGGGCCUGGGGGUGGGUUCCAUUCUUGAAGCGGAAAAAGGCCAGUGCCAACAAGAAGUUAUUGCUACCGCCAUCAUCUGCCGUUGCUGGGCAACGGGGAAUGCAAUUCGACCCACCCAUUCUUCAUUUCCAGCGUUUCCGGUUAGAAAGGAAGAUGUAAUCCCCUCUCCACCCUAAUGCUCCGAACUCCAGGCGCACCCACAGGCGGAGCUUAGACGAAACUGAGACGUCUUCAUGACGUAGCAAAGGGGGCGUCCGUGCUUGCUAAUGCCGGGCACUUCUAUGUCGUACGGAAGAAGGGGGGCGGGGGAGAGAAACGAGGCCUCCCGGGCCGUGGCUACCAAUCAGUGAGGGACUGUGCCCUUUUGUGGGCGGUGCGUGUCCUCCGCGGGUCAAUAGCGGCGCGCUACGUCACGUGACUCCUCCCCCCACGCCUCGGCCCCAUUCUGCCGUACGGGACCCGGAAGUUUCGGGGUAGAGGCGCCUGAUUCUUGCGUCACUUCCGACCGGUUCGAUGGCGACUUCAAGCUCCGCGACAACGGCCGCGGUCGGAGCACCGGGGGACGGCGAGGCCGGGGGCGGGGAGAGAGCAGUGGCUGAAGGCACCUCCCCGCCCCCAGGCCGCGCCUCCCCUCCGGCCCCGGCCCGCGGCGAGCCCGAGGUCACGGUGGAGAUCGGUGAAACCUACCUCUGCAGACGUCCGGAUAGUACCUGGCACUCAGCGGAGGUGAUUCAGUCCCGUGUAAAUGACCAAGAAGGACGAGAGGAAUUCUAUGUCCAUUAUGUGGGCUUUAACCGUCUGGAUGAAUGGGUGGACAAGAAUCGCCUGGCCUUGACCAAGACAGUGAAAGAAGCUGUUCAGAAAAACUCUGAGAAGUACCUAAGUGAGCUGGCAGAGCAGCCUGAGCGCAAGAUUACCCGCAACCAGAAGCGCAAACAUGAUGAGAUUAACCAUGUGCAGAAGACCUAUGCAGAAAUGGAUCCCACAACAGCAGCACUAGAAAAGGAACAUGAGGCGAUUACCAAGGUGAAGUAUGUGGACAAGAUUCAUAUCGGGAACUAUGAGAUUGAUGCCUGGUACUUCUCCCCAUUCCCAGAAGAUUAUGGGAAACAGCCCAAACUUUGGCUCUGCGAAUACUGCCUGAAGUACAUGAAAUUUGAGAAGAGCUAUCGUUUCCAUUUGGGGCAGUGCCAGUGGAGACAGCCACCUGGCAAGGAAAUCUACCGAAAGAACAACAUAUCGGUGUAUGAGGUGGAUGGCAAAGACCAUAAGAUUUAUUGCCAGAACCUGUGUCUAUUGGCCAAGCUCUUCCUGGACCACAAGACCUUGUACUUUGAUGUGGAACCAUUUGUCUUCUACAUCUUGACCGAAGUGGACAGACAGGGGGCCCACAUCGUGGGCUACUUCUCUAAGGAGAAGGAGUCCCCAGAUGGGAAUAAUGUGGCCUGUAUCCUGACCCUCCCCCCAUAUCAGCGCAGAGGUUAUGGCAAGUUCCUCAUUGCUUUCAGUUACGAAUUGUCGAAGUUGGAGAGUACAGUGGGUUCUCCAGAGAAGCCACUGUCAGACCUGGGCAAACUGAGCUAUCGUAGUUACUGGUCCUGGGUCCUGCUGGAGAUCUUGAGGGACUUCCGGGGCACACUGUCCAUCAAAGACCUCAGCCAGAUGACCAGCAUCACACAAAAUGACAUCAUCAGCACUCUGCAGUCACUCAACAUGGUCAAGUACUGGAAGGGGCAGCAUGUCAUCUGUGUCACCCCCAAGCUAGUGGAAGAGCACCUUAAGAGUGCCCAGUACAAGAAGCCGCCCAUCACAGUGGACUCAGUUUGUCUCAAGUGGGCACCACCCAAGCACAAGCAAGUAAAGUUGUCCAAGAAGUGAAUGGUGCUCAAACCAUGCCCCUGCACCUUCCUGCAUCCCUCCCCACUGGCAGCCUUAGACCUGUGAGGGGUGCAUUUUUCCCAGUUUGUAAAUAUGUAUAGACUUGUCUGCCCACCUUUAAGCCCUAAAAUAUUUUUUAAAUAAAGCUUGUCACUGUA